Molecule: messenger RNA, 2498 nt
Organism: Trichobilharzia szidati
Lineage: Eukaryota; Metazoa; Platyhelminthes; Trematoda; Strigeidida; Schistosomatidae
Source: the annotation of a GenBank genome assembly
UCUUUCUUUAUGUGAAUGAAAUCCAGACCAAAUAAAUCAAAUGUACAGAUAAACACAAGAACAGUAUGCAACUUAUCAGAUAGAGAACUUAAUGUACAUGAAACAGCAUUACUUGAAAAAGGUCUAAACUUCAACAUAACUCGAAAACCACUGACAGCGAUAGAAUUAGCUCCCAUCAUUGAACCUACAUUAAAUCUUUUAACAGAUGAUGAAGCUAAUGAAUUACGUCAGAAGGUUGGAUGUAUCCUGUCGAAUCAAAAGCAGGGCAUUUCAAAUUUAUCGAAGGCCGAACGUCAUGCAUUAAAAACAUUAAGAUCAGAUAAAUCUAUUGUUAUAACUAAAGCUGACAAAGGCAAUAUCACAGUAAUUCUUAAUACAGAGGACUAUGACAAAAAAGCCAUGGGGCAUAUCGAAGCAGGGCCUUACACAUUAGUACCAGUAAACAAAAUGUCUAGUACAAUGAACAAAGUAAAAGCCCAAGUAUGCAAUAUACUUAGAGAAUUGAAACCAAAACUAGGGAACUCAGUUUGGUUUUCAAUAGCUCCCAAGACAAACACGGCCGCCAGAUUUUAUGGAAGACCGAAAAUACAUAAAGUAGAUGUUCCUUUAAGACCAAUAAUUGAUUUUACCAAUUCAGUAACAUAUACUUUAUCAAAAUACAUAUCAAGAAUACUGAAACCACUUCAAUACAAUAUUCCUUCGAACAUCAAAAAUAUUGAGGAAUUUAAAAGGAAAAUAAUGGACAUAAUUAUUGAAGAAGACGAAAUUAUGGCAAGUUUUGAUGUGGUUUCUUUAUUUACUAGUAUUCCGAUUUGUGAUUCACUUGAUAUUAUGAAAUAUGAACUUGAAAACAAUCAAGAAGUAUUAAGUAAAUCUUUAUUAUCAAUAGAUGAAGUUAUAAAAUGUUUAAAACUUUGUUUGGAAUCUACCUAUUUUACCUUUAAAGAUAAACUAUACUGUCAAACAAAUGGAGUUGCAAUGGGCUCACCAGCAUCUCCAAUUGUAGCUAACCUUUAUAUGAAAGCUCUAGAAAAGAAAGCAUUGACAAGUUUUAGUUGUCAUCCUAGAAUAUGGUACAGAUAUGUAGACGACACUUUUAUCAUCAUAAAGAAAGCUGAAAAAGAAAACUUUCUAACAGAAAUCAACUUAAUCUCAGAAUAUAUUGAAUUUACUAAUGAAAUAGAAUCGGCUGAGGGAACUAUAAACUUUCUGGAUUGUCUUGUAAAAAGACAGACUGACGAGAAGCUAAAGUUUACCAUAUACAGAAAGCCGACACAUUCCAACAAGUAUUUGAAUUUUCAAUCAGAUCAUCCAAUAGGAAUGAAAGUUUCAGUAGCUUUAAAUCUCGUUAACAGAGCUAGAAACAUUAUAACAGAUAAUGACGACAUGGAGAACGAGAUAUCCAACAUAAAACAGGUUUUGAUUGGAAAUGGUUAUCCUGAAAAGCUACUUGAUAAUAUUAUCAAUAGAAAGGAGCAUAAGGGAAAACCAAAAAUUGAAAAAUCCUGGCUAUCCACGAUAGCCAUCCCAUACCGAAAGGACACAGCUGAACAACUUCAAAGAUUAUUUGCUUCAUAUAAUAUUAAAGUCUAUGUCAAACCUUCUAACUCUCUAGAGAAGGCGUUAGUACAUGUCAAGGAUAUAGUUCCCAGAAUGGCACAAAGUAAUUGUGUCUACAAGAUAAAGUGUUCCGAAUGUGAUGCAUGCUAUAUAGGGGAGAGCAGUAGGCAGAUGAAGGUCAGAGUGAAUGAACAUAGACUAUGCACGAAACGUCCACCUAGAAAUGAAGUGGAACUAAAAAGUCUGGAAAAAAGAUCGGCUAUAGCAAUGCAUGCUAUAGAAAGCGGACAUAAGAUUGAUUUCGACAAUGUCGAAAUUCUUGGAAGAGGAUUUCAUUCACAUAAAGAAAGAUUGACUUCUGAAGCCUUGCACAUCUUAACCACAUCGAAUGCAGUGAAUAGGAAGGAUGGGAUAGACUUAUCACCUAUAUGGCAAACUCUUAUGAAGCAAGACAAAUGAAAAAAUCAAUCAGCACUCUAUGAGCCUCCAUGACCUUUUAAAACAUGUUUAUCAAAUAUGAAUUCACGUAUUUUCCAUAUGACAAAUAACAUACAUACACACACACACACUCAUACAAAACUAAUCUAUACAAAUUAACCAUACAAGAAUGAACACAACAUCAACUUGACAUUAGUCAUUACAAAAUAUGUGAUGACUGCUUACAUAUUUUCUAUUGGUAAAAAUGUCCAUAGACAAAUGACCUUCAGACAAACUGACUGUAAUGUAUGUAAAAAAUUUUUGACUAUAUAUUUUGAUGAUUAUUAAAAUCCGAAUAAAUCUGCUGAAGAAGCUGUGGCUUACACAGCGAAACGUUCAGAAAAAUCUUGUUUUGAUUUUCUUAACACGCUGGGAUUAAUUUAAAUAAUUUAUAAUGAAUCAAUCUGACUCGGCGCUCAAAUUAUUUCAGGAAGUUCGUAACACCUACGGCCUGGAAACCU